AUGCGAGAGCUAGAUGACCGGCUGGAAGUCCUACGGUAUCUGAUUGCAAAAGGCAUCCCCGUGAAUGAUAUUAUGUAUCAAAACUGUGGAGAUGAGUACUAUUUUCAUAUGUACAGCGGGAUAGCAACUCCUCUCCAUUAUGCCGCUGGGAAAGGAUUACUUGAUUCCGUCAAGGUCUUGGUCGAUGGAGGUGCUUUACCCUUUAUCAAGGAUCCUUCUGGUCGGACUGCUGCUGAAUGGGCUCAAAUGAACCAUCAUAUCAGCGUCGUGGAAUUUUUACACUCAUUGUCUACUGGUGAUGACUUCCGGCAGUUCACGGAUGCGCUAGGAAAUCAUUUUAGAACUGUUCCAUUGGAUACACUGCUCACGAAGACCGGCCUGAAACUAGUCUAG
This is a messenger RNA of Penicillium psychrosexuale, 393 nucleotides long. Its product is annotated as ankyrin repeat domain-containing protein. NCBI's taxonomy places the organism in Eukaryota, Fungi, Ascomycota, Eurotiomycetes, Eurotiales, Aspergillaceae. Bases 1 to 393 code for a protein of 130 amino acids. The transcript has a single exon. The record is from RefSeq and is a predicted model, not a curated record. Gene Ontology annotation, molecular function: protein binding.